Molecule: messenger RNA, 1673 nt
Organism: Actinia tenebrosa (Australian red waratah sea anemone)
Lineage: Eukaryota; Metazoa; Cnidaria; Anthozoa; Actiniaria; Actiniidae
Product: UPF0764 protein C16orf89 homolog
Source: RefSeq, a predicted model, not a curated record
ACUUUUAUUUAUUUUCUCAUUUUCUGAUAAGUUUGUAAAGAUGAAGAAGAAACAAGUGUGGAAAAUGAUAAAUGAUUUAAAUCUACAAAAUAGCUACCCUACCCCCCUUGAGUAGGAAGUGAUGACGAUAUGUACGAUGCAAAGCUACAGGGUUUCAAACAUGAUUUAUAAGAUCAAUAUUUUCCUUUUUUAUUAAAUAAUAAGCUUAUAACAAAGAGGAAUAAGAGAAAAUUUUGCAAACAUGUCCAAUAGUUGGAAGAUAUUUAUAUUAUUUGUUGGUUUUGAAACACUUUUACGAACAGCUGAUUUCAAAUCUCCAAGAACAAAGAUCGCAGACGGUGUAAUCUUGCCUACUAUUAGUCCUUCAGAGCAGAAUAAUACACUAGAAAGAACAUUUCUUGCUUUAGAAGGGCUUCUGGACUUUUAUCAGCGAGAGCACAAGAAUCUWAUCAUUGAUGGAGUUUAUGGGUUGAGAGUUUUGGAAGGUAUAGCGAAGAAAAUUCUUGUAGAUGACCCAAGAGGAAAAAUAAUGCUCCCAAGUAGAUUAAGAAUGAGAGUUAAAAAAUUGUAUUCACGAUGUAAAAAAAUUGCAAAAAAGUCAAUAUAUUACAUCAAGAAAGAGAACCCACACUACUUUGAGGUUAUGGGGUUUAUAGCUGUUGAGCCUUGGAAGAAUAUCCAUCCAUUCAGACACCUUAAACUUAAUGAAAAAGUAGCACAGUUUGAUGUCAAUAUGGGUGACAAUGAGACAAAAAUGAAAGAAUCCGAUGAAGAUCAGUGUAUUCGAAGUCUUGCUGGAGACAAGAAAAAGGGAAUAAAACCAUGUACAGUUAGCGAUCGUUGCUGGAAAGUGAACACAGUACGAGGAAAGUCAGAGUACCAUCUUACUCAUCAACUGCUCUUCUUUAUGAUGGGAGAAGUGAAAGGUUGUUCAGAAGUCUUUGAAGCCAAGUUAAAAGCAGUUUCCUUCAAAGGAGGUGUUGACAAGUUUUUGUCUCAGAGCUGCCAACUCAUGUAUCCUGAAAUGCUUCAGCAAGAAAGAAAAGCUCUAGAGAAAAAAUAUCUUGAAGAUAUAGAUCUGUACAUGGAACAGUGUGUGGUGUGUGGYAUGCUUGGCUAUGCUGAAUUUUUUAGCUUGUACAGGCUUAACCUGACAUUGGGAUGGAUUCAUCCAAGUAGGGGAUGUUUUGGUUUUUCUGGGGAUAUAAAAAGUGCACCCAAUGAUGAGGAUGAAGAAGAGGAAAAGAGURAGGAAAAUAAGAAAACAAUGAGACAGUUGAAGGUGGCCAAAGAUCUUGAAGGUGGUUGCGAGGUGCACUCCACUGGAGUAGGAACAGGCCUUCUUGCUCAUUACCUUCGCUGGCUUCUACAUAUCUCAAAGUUCACUACAUUGRAAAUGAAUCCAGAUGGUUAUGAUAAAGCAGGUUUUUUCAUUAAACACAAGUAUCUAGGUGUAAUACCAAAUGYGAAGACAACUUUAAUGUUCUUAGUCGUUCUGAUUUUGGUUCUUAUUGUUUUUGCUAAGAGGUUAAGGUUCAGAAUGCCAAACUCUCUCUGGACAUAACAAAAUCAUAUACAGAAAAUAUCCAUACCUCCCCCAUGAAGGGACAUUGGAAUUUCCUAGGAGUGGGGAGGAUGUAUAUUAUGCUGUCCAAAAUACCAAUACUUCCCCC